AUGGAGUUUUACUUGGAGAUGGACCCUGUCACCUUGAACCUGAUCAUCCUCAUUGCGAGCUACGUCAUCUUGCUCCUGGUUUUCCUCAUCUCCUGCGUGCUGUAUGACUGCCGAGGCAAGGACCCCAGUAAGGAGUACGCCCCCGAGAGCACCCUGGAUGCCCAGCCCUCCGUCCACUUGGUGGUGAUGCAGCAAAGCGCUCCCGGGCCCCUCUGGGCAAGGGGCCUUCAUUUUGGGAACCCUGCUCCACUGGGGAAGAAAAGCACAAUGGUUUGA
Molecule: messenger RNA, 276 nt
Organism: Camelus dromedarius (Arabian camel)
Lineage: Eukaryota; Metazoa; Chordata; Mammalia; Artiodactyla; Camelidae
Gene: SMIM36
Product: small integral membrane protein 36
Exons: 1
Coding region: 1-276 (91 amino acids)
Source: RefSeq, a predicted model, not a curated record